This is a messenger RNA of Eremothecium sinecaudum, 915 nucleotides long. RefSeq names its product Sut1p (gene SUT1). The record is from RefSeq and is a predicted model, not a curated record. Bases 1 to 915 code for a protein of 304 amino acids. Gene Ontology annotation, biological process: regulation of DNA-templated transcription. Lineage: Eukaryota; Fungi; Ascomycota; Saccharomycetes; Saccharomycetales; Saccharomycetaceae. Gene Ontology annotation, molecular function: zinc ion binding; DNA-binding transcription factor activity, RNA polymerase II-specific. The transcript has a single exon.
AUGUUUUCGAGUAUUGCCAUUAACAAUAAUCAUGCGGAUAAGUCGCUGCCGGCGCUGCUACUGCUUCCUUCUGUGAUACAUUUUGAGGCUCGCCAGCAAAACGCGGCCGAAGAGUUCCCGCACCAUGGAUAUGAGGUACAAGGCGAUAAUUGUAACGGUGACAUUUACUACUCGCGACAGCAGCUACUACCGCAACAGCUGCUGCCAGUGCAUCUUCCGCGAAUGGAGCAAACGACACAAACGCAUGCGCCUUCCUCGCUAGAUACAGCAUCGGAAAAAGUGAACACGCUGACUCCGAUCACUGCAGAUAGUACUACAUUGCAUUAUGAGGCGUCCUAUAGCACUCCUCGAUCUCCUGAAUCCGGCACUGCUAAAUCUGUGUCCCCACCAUUGCCAGAAAGUGCUCAACUAGCUGUGCCUCAGGACCAAUCACACUUGACUGCAUCGUCUCCAUCAUCUAUUAAUCAGGAACCAACGGUAAUAACUGCAUCAAAAUAUAAGAGACAGCGUACAGGGCCAAGCUGUGACAUAUGUCGCUCGAAAAAAAUCAAAUGCGAUGCGACGAUAACAAUUCUUUUUCAAGAUCCGAGCGUAACAAGGUCAUAUAGCAAUCAAUUGCAUUCCCAAGUGAGUGUUUCCGAUUUGAGCAGGGAGACAUUCACCCAGAUACCUAAGGACAUUAGAAAAGCACUUUUGACUAAGGAAUUGCUACUAUUAAAACAUAUUGAUAAACUAAUAGCCUUUAAACCAUGCACAUCAUGCUCCAAACGGAAAAACUGUGUCUGUUCAUUUAGUAAGGGAUUUACUCGGGCAGAUAUCAAUGUUUUUACUAACUUAUGCAUGAAAUUUGGUAAAAGAAGUUCUAUUGAACAUUUUAACAUAGAGGAUUAUAGAAAAUGUGGUUACCAGGUAUAA